This is a messenger RNA of Rhagoletis pomonella (apple maggot), 666 nucleotides long. Its product is annotated as translationally-controlled tumor protein homolog. Gene Ontology annotation, molecular function: calcium ion binding. The transcript has a single exon. The record is from RefSeq and is a predicted model, not a curated record. NCBI's taxonomy places the organism in Eukaryota, Metazoa, Arthropoda, Insecta, Diptera, Tephritidae. Bases 55 to 228 code for a protein of 57 amino acids. Gene Ontology annotation, cellular component: cytoplasm.
CUGGCCAAGUUGGAGGAGAAUGCUCCCGAUCAAAUUGAAGUCUUCAAGACCAACAUGAAUAAGGUAAUGAAGGAAAUCCUUGGCCGCUUCAAAGACUUGCAGUUCUACACUGGCGAAUCAAUGAACUGCGAUGGUAUGGUAGCCAUGUGUGAAUACCGUGAAAUCGACGGCACCAGCACACCCGUGCUCAUGUUCUUCAAGCAUGGACUCGACGAAGAGAAGUGUUAAAAAAAUAGAUACCUAAAACGAAAAUCACACCACAUAUACAUUAAUACUAAUUAUAUUUUGUUUAGUAAAUACCAAUUAAUUGCAAUUGUAACGAUUCAUUUGUCAUAUUCGUUUUGUUCGGACACGAAUUUAUUAUUGUCACUUGGAACUUGCUGCUACAUAUAUAUUUCGUCAAACUUUGAAUACUAUAAUCCGUUCAACCGUAAUGCUAAUCAUUAUAGUAAAAAAUUAUGUAUUUUAAUUUUUAUAUAAAAUGUGAAGAACAUUCUCUCCAUGUAUGCUAAUCAACUAGCUUGUUCUGCUACGCGAGUUAUCAAAUGCAGCGAUGACAGCCUAGUAAAUAAUGAAAGAACUCUAUUUGCAGCGUACAUACUCGAGUACUUUUUAUAUAUAUAAAUUUUUUGGUAUUUGUCUUUUAAUUUGUUUAAGUAAGAAAAA